CCCGGGCGGUUCCUGAAACUGUAAACCCGGUUGGGUGACCCGUUCGAUCCGCGGAAGGCAGGACGCGCGCAGGCGGCCGACUUCUAUAGCGCGGGGACUGCGGGGACUGGGCGUGCUUCCCCAGAGCCCGGUUUGUGACCAUUCAUGAGGACGGGACUCCUCCCUGCCAGGCCUCCCUUCUGCCCCGAGAAGGCUGGGGAAAGGUGCGGGCGGUGCGGCGAGGCGGGGCUGGGUCCCCGCUCCUCGGAGUCCCGGCCCUGCCCCGCAGACCCUGCCUUCGCUCUCUCCACACACCCAUGUUGGGUGCAGCACCGAGUCCUGACUUUGGAAACUCACAGAUCAGAACUUGAAUUCCGCCUGGUUGGAAAAAAUACUGACCAGAUGGAAAGAGCAUUCCAGUAAAAAUAAAGACCGGUGUCUUUUCAUUGCCUAUUUGAGACAACAAACAAAGCUGACAGAGGAGGAAAAUAAGAAAAGUGGAAGUCUAAAUUUUUUGUUACCUUCUUAUGUGGAGAAAUCUCCAGCUGCUCUAAUGAUAGCCUAAGAAGACUGCGUGCUGUUUCCUCUCGAUGCCAAGCCAGGCCUGCCCAGAACCUCGAAUCUCAGUCCCUCAUGGAGACCAGGUCCCAGCAGGAAUGGCAGUGCAGGAAAUUGGCACCCAGAUGGUUCUUCCACGUGAAGUUGUCUCGGACUCUGGGCUGACGAGAGAACAGCCGGUAACCAGGUUAGCCCUCUGUCGAUCACCCAGGGCGGGGCAGCAUGGUGCGGAUUCAGAGGAGGAGGCUUCUGGCAUCUUGCUUGUGCAUCACAGCCACCGUCUUUCUGCUUGUCACACUCCAGGUCAUGGUUGAGCUGGGAAAGUUUGAAAAGAAGGGGUUUCAAAGUUCCGGUUUGCAAGAUGGACAUACAAAAAUGGAAGAAGCACCUGCACAUCUUAAUGCGUUUCUUAAGAAAGAAGCAUUGACCUUCAACAGGAAAAGAAAAUGGGAACUGGACAGCUACCCCAUUAUGCUCUGGUGGUCCCCGCUGACGGGGGAAACCGGGAGGUUAGGCCACUGUGGAGCAGACGCGUGUUUCUUCACCAUCAACCGGACCUACCUGCAUCAUCACAUGACAAAAGCGUUCCUCUUCUACGGUACUGACUUUAACAUAGAUAGCUUACCUCUGCCUCGUAAAGCCCAUCAUGACUGGGCUCUUUUUCACGAAGAGUCUCCGAAAAACAAUUACAAGCUUUUUCAUAAACCGGUCAUCACCUUGUUUAACUACACUGCCACGUUCAGCAGGCAUUCCCACUUGCCACUAACUACCCAAUACUUGGAGGGCAUUGAAGUCCUGAAGUCACUCCGAUACCUGGUUCCUUUGCAGUCCAAAAACAAGCUUAGAAAAAGCCUUGCUCCGCUGGUGUAUGUGCAGUCAGACUGUGACCCACCGUCAGACAGGGACAGCUAUGUUCACGAGCUGAUGACUUACAUCGAGGUCGAUUCCUAUGGUGAAUGUUUACGAAACAAAGAUCUCCCUCAGCAGCUGAAAAAUCCAGCCUCUAUGGAUGCCGAUGGCUUUCAUAGGAUCAUUGCACAGUAUAAGUUUAUCCUGGCUUUUGAGAAUGCAGUUUGUGAUGACUACAUCACUGAGAAGUUCUGGAGGCCACUGAAACUGGGGGUAGUCCCUGUAUAUUACGGAUCCCCCAGCAUCGCAGACUGGCUUCCGAGUAACAAAAGUGCUAUUCUUGUAUCAGAAUUUUCUCACCCCAGGGAACUGGCAAGUUACAUCAGACAACUGGAUUCUGAUGACAGAUUGUAUGAGGCCUAUGUAGAAUGGAAGCUGAAGGGUGAGAUCUCUAACCAGCGACUUCUGACAGCUCUUAGGGAACGGAAAUGGGGAGUGCAAGAUGUCAACCAGGACAAUUACAUCGAUGCAUUUGAGUGUAUGGUGUGCACCAACGUGUGGGAUAAUAUCAGGCUUCAGGAAAAGGGCUUACCACCCAAAAGAUGGAAGGCAGAAGAUACCCACCUGAGUUGCCCAGAGCCCACGGUGUUUGCUUUCUCACCAUUCCGGCGUCCAUCUUUGAACGCUUUGCGAAAAAUGUGGAUAUCCAGUUUUGAACAAUCCAAGAAAGAAGCCCAGGCACUAAGGUGGCUGGUUGAUAGGAAUCAAAAUUUUUCAUCUCAAGAGUUUUGGGCCUUAGUAUUCAAGGACUGAUUUCAAAAAAGAUCAGAAUGACACGAUGUAGAGCCUUCUUGAGGUUUAUUAUCUAGGUUGCCUUAAUAUUUGAACGGAAUAGCCAUUCUGUUGACUAUCCGUUAGGAUAAGAAUUAGUUGCUACAGUACUCAUAAUGAGCCCUCUCAAAGAAUAGAUGUAAAUUACCCUUCGGGGUUGCCUCUAUGUAUUUUAUACUAAACAAGGAAAUAUUUCUUAUGGACACUGGUUAUCUUCCAUGUCCGUGUCUGUGGACCCACAUACUUACUGCCUUUUGUGGAAAUUCACCUAGAGUGAGCACUUUCCUUGUGCGAUGGAGGCUCAGGAUCUAGCUGUAGAUUCUUGAGACUUACCUCCCUCUCAACAGCUUAUUGGUAUUUGGCAAGCCCAGUGUCCUGCAGCCGAGCAUGAAUGUGAAAUACAUUAGAACUUGGCAAUGAGAGAUCCCAUCUGUUGGUUUCCAGGGAUGUAAGUGAGUAAUAAAAGCUGUUUCAGGUUUAUCCGCUGUCCACUCUUCAAGUGAAAAGAACGUAUGUGCGUCUCUCUCCUCUCCAUACCCAGCCACCUCUCUAACCUUUAGUUACACCUUGUCCUCUCGUCUCUCAUUUCCCCUUCCAAGUAGAAUGUCUUGUAAAGACACAGUAACCCCGGUGUGUUUUGAUUAGUGAGAUGUUACCACUUAUUUCUUCUACUGCUGGGCAGAAUAGUAUCAAGAAUGGCUAUGAUUCUGAUUCAGUCUGUACAGCCUGGUCAUUUUGAGCAGCAUGAAAGUAGAAGUGAAUCCCCACAGGAGCUCCAGUUGUGCUGAAGCUGUUUGUCUUUUUGUAGGAUGAUGUAGCCUGUCGUGGUGGCAGCCACAAGCAUUUAGUGUGUGAGCACUUCCUGUCAUUUCUGAUCCUGUCACAGAGAAAGUUCAGCUGUCCUGUCUGGGACAUCUACUGGAGCACCUCAGAAGACAAGGAGGAAAACACUGGCUUGCGUUUUCUUUCCAAUGUGAGGGAGGGGAGGCUUAUAGAUGAUACCAAAAGCCUCUUGCCACUGUUGUGUCAUGGUUUCCAUUCUUCGUCAUGGAAAGCCACAAGCCACAGAAGGUAGCCAGAGGACGGGAAGAGUCUGUGGUGCUCAUGUCUGUGUCAUGGCAUACGGGGGAAUUGACGGGUUCUUCCUUAGCAUCAGCCCCUUAUUUUAUUGAAGGCCGCUGGGGUGCUUGGCAGUGACCAUUGUCUUCAUUAGGUAGCUCUGGCUGGGUUUUGUCAGCCAGUAUGUGAGAAAGGAGAGCCAAAACCAGUACCUCCUUAUAGAAGCCAGAAGGGUCACAUUGGGUGGGAGAAGGUGUCUGUAACUGGGUUCUUCCCAAUCCCAGCUCUGCCAUUAACUAAGUAUGAUCUUGGACAGAUCUCUGAAUCUCCAUAGGCCUUAGUUUUUGUAUCUAAAAAGAAGUGAUUGGGCUGGUCUUGGAAGGUUUUUUCUUUUUUUUUUUCCCUAUAUAACAUUUUUAAUUGUUCAUCAACAUUUAAGAAAUUUAAUUUUGUAGAUGUUUUUACUAAAGACAGUAACAAACUAUUUGGAACUGCUGUGUAUUAUUCAGGGGAAGCACCAUCUUUGGAGGAAGGAGCAUACUUAAUGGGUAGUAUUGAGGAUGAAAGGGAAUUUCUCUCUGUGAUUUUAUUUGAUAAUAUUAAAGAAAUAAAGACUGGAAACGGGGAUUGCUUGUUAAAGGUCAGAUUUUAAAUGGCGUGUAAAAUGAAGUGGGUUUUUUUUUUUUUAAACCCGCAAUAGAAAGCCUGAGAGGUGACUUAUACCUCUGGUAAGAUAUUUUCAUGAUUAAUUUCAGCUCUCCUCCAUAAAUGCCUUCGGCAGAUACCCAGUGGUUGUGUGCUAUCAUAUGUCUUAAACCUCAACUUUUCAUGCAAUCUCAUUCCAUCUUAGUUCUUCAUCAAGUCCAUAGAUGAAAUCUUCUCUAAGCGUUUCUGAAAUAUGUAUCCCUGAACAAAUUUAGUGAAAUAAAAUCAUUAAUCUGUGUUGAUCCCAUUUGCCAUAUAUCUUUCACUUUACCUCACUGUCUCUGUUUGUGAAAUAUUUUAAGAAAGCAACCUGCCUCACAGGGCUGUUGUGAGGAAUGCCUCAUGUCUGCGAAGGAGUUUGUAUAAUGCAACAUUUUGCUUAGUGCUUUAGUAUAUUUUACUUGGAUUGCUUUCAAGGAGUAUUUGGAUUGUUUUCAAAGAGGUGUUUUUUUUUUUUUUUUGAGACAGAGUCUUGCUCUGUCACCUAGGCUGGAUUGCAGUGGCAUGAUCUUAGCUUAUUGCAACCUCCGCCUCCCAGGUUCAAGCGAUUCUUCUGCCUCAGCCUCCUGAGUAGCUGGGAUUACAGGUGCCCACCACCAUGCCCGGCCAACUUCUUGUAUUUUUUUUUAGUAGAGAUGGGGUUUCAGCAUUUGGCCAGGCUGGUCUUGAACUCCUGUCCAUAAGUGAUCCACCCACCUCAGCCUUCCAAAGUGCUGGGAUUACAGGCAUGAGCCGCUGUGCCUGGCCAUUCAAGGACUAAUUUUUUAAAGCAGUGUGACAGAGUGGUCAGAAGCCUUUUCAGAAAUGUUGGAGAAAAUGAUCACUAAUGCUAGUUGAUAGUCUUCACCUAAAAAUGGAUGCAACUUUGAUCCUCAAUUAUGCAGCAAAUAUAUUUUGGAGCCUGAAUGCUGACUGGCUUCUUUGUUGCUGUUAAGGACUAGAGUCUAGUAACUAGAAUAUCAGUUGGGGUCAUUAUCAUUAUUAGUAACAGAUCGGAAAUACAUAGUGUUCUAUGCAUUACUCAGAAAUAAAAGAAGUGAAAAUGAGCAUCAUUCCUUCGACCACACAUUGUAUAUUACAAAUAGAAGAACCUGCUCCAUAUCUAACAAAGACUGUGUGAAUCCAAGCACAGUGCUGACCUGAGCUUGGAAUGCCCAGUAAAAUGUGCAUUUUAAAAAGUCAUUAACAGGAUAUAAUUCCUGCUAAAGUUGACAAUUCGUUAGGAGAAUUCAGUUGUCUUAGUCUGUUCAGGCUGCUAUAAACAGAAUAUGAUAGACUGGGUGGCUUAUAAGCAAGAGAAGUUGAUUGGUCACAGUUCUAGAGGCUGGGAAGUACAAGAUCAGGGUGCCAGCAGAUUUGGUGUCUGGGAGAGUCCAUUUCCUGGUUCAUAGGUGGUUAUCUUCUUGCUGUGUCCUUACAUGGCAGAAGGGGCGACAGAGCUCUCAGAAGUCACCACCCUCAUGAUCUCACUCUCCCAAGUCUCCUCCUCCUAAUGCCAUCACAUUGGGAGUUAGAAUUUUAAUCUGAAUACUGGGAAACACAGAAUUCAGUCUAUAGCAUCAGUAUAGAGUUAAUUUUCAGUGAACUGUGUUGAUUACCCCGAAAGCAAGAUGAGUACAUCUUGCAUAAGUGACAUAUGUCUUCCUUGGAGUCUUCGAAGUACACUACUUAGAAAUUAAUAGACCAAGAAUAGUGGUGGUUAGUUUGUUUCAAGUAACUUUGCAAUCCUGACUAUUUUGCAAAUAAUUUUCUUUAGGAAAUUUCUUUUAAUUUUUACUGUUAGUGGUCAUGUCUUUACUGUAUAAUUCUAAUCUCAAUAUAUAUCUUGUCUUCUGAUUACAGACAUAAAAAUGCUUGAAAAACUCAGGAUAUAGAAUUAUGACUGUAAGAAAUAUCUAGUUUUAGUUGCCACUCUGCAACAUACUGUCUUUAUCUUGGUCGAGUUAUUUGGCCUUUCUGAUACUCAAUUUGCUCAUCUGUAAAGUGGAUGUCAUAAUAUCCAGCCUCCUUGUGAGGCUUUGUGAUGAUUAAGCUAGUGUUCACUUAGCUCAAUAGAUGCUGGCUGUGGUGGUUACAGUUAUCUGUAGUCAUUACCCUUUUGUUUUUGAAGAGCUUGAUGGAGACUUGUCUGGAAAACAGGAAAUCAUUGAUGAUAGUGGCAGGGGUGGUACACAUUUACUGUGUUACAAAAUAGGCAUUGUACUAGGCACCAUUGCUGAUAGGAGGAAGACAUAGGAGAGAGAGGUGUGAAGGCUUCUGGGUAGGGCUGUUCGAUACUAUGAUGGUGUUAAAAGCAAGGACUGAGGAAUGCUUAAGUUAUUCUCUGACUCUUCCUGCCCUCCCUGGGAUUUCUGGUGGCGUUCUGCAUAAAGCUCUCAAUAGGAUAAUGAGACUCAAAUGGCCUCUUUAUGGUAGCUUUGCAAACCUCAUAAAUGGAGUACACUGAUUUCUUAUAAAAGCUGGAUGUGAGCAUAUUAUUUAGAAUUGAAGUCUAACAAGGAGAGGGUCUUUUACUGCCUUUCUAUUCCUAAUUCUGAAUCUUGGGACUAGUAUAUUCAAUGUGCUUACGAUAAGAAAGAGGAGAGAAAAAUGACUAGAUCUAUAGGUCUUGACCCUGCUUGCUUAUACUGAAGAAGGAGAAAAGGAGCCUGAUCAGACUUUCUGCUAGGAGACAAGCCCUCUCUUGCUCUCCAUAUGAUAUGGAUGCAGGAAUAUGGAGGACAGUGCAUGGGAGCUUACUUUAAAGUCAUAUUAACCUUUCUCACUAGUAAAAUGUGGUUCCGUCAAUAUGCUGGGAUUCAACCCAUUGAAUUAACCACCCCAUUGCUGCUGGUAGUAGGUCCAAUUAAGGAGAACAGCAAGGGGCAGAGGCGUCGGACAAGAAGCAACUCUUUAGGAUUAUUGUCCUCUCAACUCAUUGGGCUUAUCAGGCAAGCCUCUGGACAGUCAGACGUGUAGCUGUGUCCCAACGAGGAUGUGACCAGCAGAGACCUUCUUUUAUCUUCCUGAGGCUUCUUCCCUGCUAUAUACCCUUGCCACUUUGUAUCCUCCAGUGACAUGAGUGGUUAAAUUAUUGUCUCUGAGCCUCUGAAAUGAGUCAAAAGUGGACAUUGAUUAAUGCCUCCAAUGGCAUUUUGAGCAUUAGGCCAAAAAUUCAUUCCUCAUUUUAUUUCCCCCGCAAACCAUAACCACAUCAUCCAACCCAGCUCACCAGAAAAGAUGAUUCAGUUAGCUCAAAUAGGCCUUUAUGAAUGUUUGAAAUUUUAAACUCCUGCAUUAAAAAAACAAAACAAAACUGAUUUUGAAGAUAAUUGCAUUUGAAGACCAUUACUGUGGGUAGGGGGUAAUAUUAAUGGUUUUGGGUCAGGAUAUUAUACCAAGAGCUUUUGGAAUGAAUGUAACGUAAGUUGCUUCUUAUGUAAACGGAAUAAAUUCAUCUGAUGAGUCCACUCAUGGGGAAAAAAGCCAGUUUUACAUCAAAAUGUCCUCAGUGAAGCAAUAAAAAUGAUGAAUUUUAUUAAAUCUUGACCUUUAA
Molecule: messenger RNA, 7516 nt
Organism: Callithrix jacchus (white-tufted-ear marmoset)
Lineage: Eukaryota; Metazoa; Chordata; Mammalia; Primates; Cebidae
Gene: POFUT3
Product: protein O-fucosyltransferase 3
Cellular component (GO): Golgi membrane
Molecular function (GO): alpha-(1->3)-fucosyltransferase activity
Source: RefSeq, a predicted model, not a curated record